CCUUUUAACAACUCCAUUCUAGCAUCUGCUAUUUCUCAGCGGGCCCUUCGCCCAAUAUGAAUGAUAAAAUGCUCCCUGCAGACGCAUCAUCCUCCCAGAAAGCGGUGGCUGUCAAAUCAUUGCCGUUUAAACAAUCUAAUUUUCUUCAUUCGGGUAUUGGAGGUGCAGCAGCUGGCAAAAAGAACAGGACCUGGAAGAACCUGAAACAGAUUCUUGCCCUAGAAAGGGCAUUGCCAUGGCAACUAAGCGAUCCUAGCUAUUUUUACAUUGAUGCCCCACCUUCUUGCAAGCCGGCUAAGAAAUAUUCAGACAUUUCAGGACUUCCUGCCAGUUAUACUGAUCCACAAACCAAGCUGCGGUUCAGUACGAUAGAAGAAUUCAAUUACAUCAGAAUGCUUCCCACAGAUGUUGUCAUUGGAUACUUGACUAUAAGAAAAGCAACCAGCAUAGUACCAUAGCAGGUAGACAUAACUUCAAAACAGCAUUCUUGAUGGGUUACUUUAAAGGUUAUUUUCUACUGUUCAUACAUUGAAAUCCACUCUAAAACUGUACGCUCCUAUGCUUCCUUUAGUAGUGACCGCAGGCAGCCAGCCAGAAUGUAUUUUAAAUCUAUGCCUGUACAAGGGGUUUUGAAUGCUGUAUGUAAAAUAAUGGACUUUCAACCACUAAAAUAAAUAUAUAAAGAAAUAGUUAUGAACCUGAAACUACACAGUGUAAAAUAAUGUUCUUUCAGUUUAAAUCUGAAAAGGGAAUAUGACUGGCAUUA
Messenger RNA from Bufo bufo (common toad), 766 nucleotides. It is a transcript of the gene INO80C, whose product is annotated as INO80 complex subunit C. Bases 57 to 458 code for a protein of 133 amino acids. Gene Ontology annotation, cellular component: Ino80 complex. Gene Ontology annotation, biological process: chromatin remodeling. The record is from RefSeq and is a predicted model, not a curated record. Lineage: Eukaryota; Metazoa; Chordata; Amphibia; Anura; Bufonidae. The transcript is spliced from 4 exons.